This is a messenger RNA of Closterium sp. Yama58-4, 903 nucleotides long. The record is from the annotation of a GenBank genome assembly. Lineage: Eukaryota; Viridiplantae; Streptophyta; Zygnematophyceae; Desmidiales; Closteriaceae.
AUGCGCAAAUGCAACGAGCCCCGCCCCCCCGCCACGCCCCUGCCUCCUCCUAUCUAUGUGCGCCCCCCGCCUCUCCUCCCCUCCCCUCCUCCCCUCCUCUCCUCUUCUCGUCUCUUUCCCUCUUUCUCUCCUCCUCUUCCCUCCUCCUCUCAUCCCCUCCACUCGUCCAUGCCUCGCAGCAAGCAAGCCCAUCCGUAUUGUUAUGCUCAUUGUGUAAAAACAACUUCGCCACGCCCUCCCUUUAAUAAUACUUCUCCACCCCUGCACUCCCUCUCCACCCCUGCACUCCCUCUCCACCCCUGCACUCCCUCUCCACCCCUGCACUCCCUCUCCACCCCUGCACUCCCUCUCCACCCCUGCACUCCCUCUCCACCCCUGCACUCCCUCUCCACCCCUGCACUCCCUCUCCACCCCUGCACUCCCUCUCCACCCCUGCACUCCCUCUCCACCCCUGCACUCCCUCUCCACCCCUGCACUCCCUCUCCACCCCUGCACUCCCUCUCCACCCCUGCACUCCCUCUCCACCCCUGCACUCCCUCCCCUCCCUUCCCCUCACCUCCCCUGCGCUCCCCUGCCACCAACUGCACCCCUCCCCCCUCCAACCUGCCGGCGCUGUGCUCUGCCCGCUGCCAUGCCCACAGCUGCACCCUGUUGCUCCUGCGCCUCUGCCCGCUCAGCCACCGCGCGCGCAGGCGGCAGCACCGGAGGGCAGCUGGGAGUGCAGUGAGUGCGGCAACUGACGCCGACAGCAUUAGGCGAACUCAAGAAGAGCAGAGAAUGGUCACACGCUGCUAUCAUGCCGUCAGGCAGCUCGAGUCUUGCUGUGCUGUCAUCCCCAGCCAUGGCACCAAGGGGCGCUUGGGGAAAUGGUGUCCUGUCAUGCGCUCGCUCGCACACACCUAG